Molecule: messenger RNA, 831 nt
Organism: Pistacia vera
Lineage: Eukaryota; Viridiplantae; Streptophyta; Magnoliopsida; Sapindales; Anacardiaceae
Exons: 7
Coding region: 1-831 (276 amino acids)
Source: RefSeq, a predicted model, not a curated record
AUGCAGAAAGAUACUAACACCAAACCUACAUUCACACAAGUAAUUGUAGCCUCCUCCUUGGGCUUGAUCAUUGCGGCGGCGAUGCAUAUUCGGAUUCGAAGGCUAAGGGAUCAGAAAAUCAUUCCAAGGAAAAGAUCCUCACACUCUGGUCAUGUUGAGAAGCUAGAAAGGUUCCCCCAUUAUGUAGCAAGGCAAAUGGGAUUUGCAGAUAGGAAACAAUGUCCAAGUUUGUGCAAAUUAGCAGCAGAAUAUAUAAGAAAAUCAGAAGGGACCGAGGAUGAUAUAUAUACAUUUUUUUCUAAUGAGCCUGGAGCUGACUCUCUAUUUAUAAAGCUAGUUGAGGAGUUCGAGAGAUGCACUCUUAGCUAUUUUGCAUUCCAUUGGAGCCAUGCUGAUCUUAUGAUUAGUCAGGUGUUGAGUUCUGAUGCCGAGCCCAAAAGGAAGCUCAAGAACAUAGUUAUGGCAGCAACUAGGGAACAAAGAUUUGAGAGGCUAACAAAAAAUUUAAAGGUGGCUAGAGUAUUCACUACAUUAGUGGAGGAAAUGAAGGCAAUGGGAAUUGCAUCAAAUGAUGACUCACAGUGUACAGAGGUCAUGGCUCCUGUGGACCACCGUGAUAGAAGUCCAGUACUCCUUUUCAUGGGCGGCGGUAUGGGAGCUGGGAAGAGCACUGUGCUCAAAGACAUUCUCAAAGAACCAUUCUGGGCAGGCGCAGCAGCAAAUGCAGUGGUAACAGAUGAAAUGCGGUCGGGACUAACAUCAAAUAGCGGAGGAGAAUGGCACCACUGUCCAAGAUUACUUUGUACUUAUUUAUGUACUAUUAUUACAUGA